AUGCCACAGCCUACAGAAAUUGUUGAACUGGGUGGAGGAGGAAAUGCUUCAAACGGUAGAACUCAAACUAUCCAUCCAAUCAGUUCAGAACUCUUAGAUCGUCGUGUUCAAAUUCCGGAUGAUCCUGAAAAGAAAGGAUUCAGUUUUCGAAAACUUUGGGCCUUCACAGGACCAGGGUUUUUGAUGAGCAUUGCUUAUUUGGAUCCGGGUAAUAUUGAAAGUGAUUUACAGUCAGGUGCACAUGCCAAAUAUCGACUUUUAUGGGUUCUUCUAUCGGCACACUUUCUUGGCUUUCUUUUGCAAAGGCUCUCAUCUCGUCUUGGCGUUGUUAGCGGACGACAUAUGGCUGAAGUAAGAAUUAGAGUGAUAGCAAUAAUAACGAUGUUAAUUAGUGAAGUGAUCGGCACUUCAAUCGCUUUCUACUUACUCACAAAUGGAUUUAUUCGUCUGUAUAUCGGUGUAUUAAUAACCGUUCUUGAUACAUUUCUAUUCCUCUUUCUUGAUACGUAUGGAUUUCGUAAGCUCGAAGGUUUAUUCGCAUUUCUUAUCACAACCAUGGCUGUUACUUUCGGUUAUGAAUACAUAACCGUGAAACCAAACCAUUUGGAAGUGUUGAAAGGUAUGGUAAUACCAUGGUGCAGUGGAUGUGGACGUGCCGAAUUCCUUCAGGGCGUUAGCAUUGUGGGUGCCGUAAUAAUGCCACAUAAUCUUUAUUUGCAUUCUGCACUGGUCAAAAGUCGCGAUGUGAAUCGUACAAAGCGUCGAUUAGUCGAGGAGGCGAAUUAUUAUUAUUUUAUAGAAUCGGGUGUUGCUUUAUUGUGUAGUUUCAUCAUAAAUCUUUUCGUUGUAGCUGUUUUUGGACAUGGUCUCUAUCAUAAGACCAAUUUUGAAGUGCGUCAAAGUUGUGAUGCUCGAUCGGGUAUCGCAGAUCGAGAUGCCUUCCCGUACACGAAUGAGACGGUUGAGGCUGACAUCUAUAAGGGUGGUAUAUUUUUGGGUUGCGAAUUCGGUUUGGUUGCUUUAUACGUUUGGGCAGUUGGCAUUUGGGCUGCUGGACAAAGCUCAACGAUGACGGGUACAUAUGCGGGACAAUUUGUUAUGGAGGGUUGUUUGUGUAUUUCCGCAAUGCAAUGGUUCCGAUCACCUGCUUGGGAAAAAAUCCCAGGUUUUCAAUGUGGUCCAGUACAUGAGGAUGCUCCUUGGCAUGAUGAUGUGAUAAACUCACCAGUUACAUUCAAUACGAGCGGCACAGAAGCGCCCUUAUCGAGCAACAAUAGUCGUGGUGUUCAGUUUUGA
Molecule: messenger RNA, 1296 nt
Organism: Anisakis simplex (herring worm)
Lineage: Eukaryota; Metazoa; Nematoda; Chromadorea; Rhabditida; Anisakidae
Source: the annotation of a GenBank genome assembly